Molecule: messenger RNA, 6260 nt
Organism: Lytechinus pictus (painted urchin)
Lineage: Eukaryota; Metazoa; Echinodermata; Echinoidea; Temnopleuroida; Toxopneustidae
Product: liprin-alpha-1-like
Exons: 20
Coding region: 1014-3905 (963 amino acids)
Biological process (GO): synapse organization
Cellular component (GO): presynaptic active zone
Molecular function (GO): protein binding
Source: RefSeq, a predicted model, not a curated record
GAGAAGAAGAUCAAAGGUUCCAAAGGAAGUCUAUGCAGUUGCGCAGUCACAUAUUCCCUACAGCGGCCGUAUGGCGUUUAAAAAACAGCCGUUUUAACAUUUUUUACCAGCUACAUAUAGGUGGUUUGAAUAAAAAUGAAUAAAAAAAGGGGAAAUGUGACUGUAGCAUUAAGGACCUUAUUACCAUCAUAACUUUAAAAGUUUAGGGAACUGAUUCAUAAAACUUGGAAAUUUUUUUUUGGACAAAAGAGUAAUCAAGUACCACUGAACAUCCUGUGUGCAUUUCAGGUCACAUGACCAAGGUCAAAGAUCAUUUAAGGUCAAUGAACUUUGAUUUGAUUUGAUUUGAAUUUAUUUUUCCACUUUCGUUUACAAUAACAAAUCAUAUAUGACAAUAAUACAUAUCAAUCAAGAAAUAGUUACACAAAAUCGAAAAAUUAACAAUAAUUUGUCAAAAAAGAUAACAAAAGUGGGGGAACCUAAAUUAAAAGCAAAGCUUGUAUUGCUUAGGACCCAGUGAAAUAACAUUUUUUAUUUAUACAACAUUAACUUUGGCCUUGGGGGGGGGGGGGGUAUUUGUUGUUCCUUAAAUUAUAUGUGUUUUUAAUAUUGUGUUAUAAUAUUUGCAGAUGCCAAUGAGGUUUCACUAAAUUUGAUUCGAUUCAAUACAUUUGCAUGGAUUAUAGAAACAUAAAAAUUUGAGGAGAAUCUGUGUCAAAUUUGUAAAAAAAAAGUUUAUUGUUUCAUUUUCUCUUGUGCAGAAUAAUAAUUUAAAAGACCAGCUCUCAAGAGUAGGUAAUGGAAACCACAAAGACCUCAAUAAUGGAGAUACCAUUCACAGUAUUAGCAACACAAAGAGGUUAUCAAAUGGGUCCAUUGACCCAGAUGACGACGUUAGUAGGGUUAUCGAGCUUCGCGACACUCUUGAGAAACAGAAUCAUGAGUUGGGUCAGGCUAAAAUUAGGGUAACGGAUGCUAACAUCAGGGUUGCAGAGCUAGAGGAGAGUCUUGCUAUGGCUCAGAAAGAGAUGCUCAAAGCACAGGAGAGUGCUGCUAAAUAUCAAAGGGAUGCUAAAGAGGCCAUGGCCCAGAAGGAGGAUAUGGAGGAACGUAUAGCUACGUUAGAAAAGAGAUAUCUAAAUGCCCAGCGAGAAACCACAUCUCUACAUGAUCUUAAUGAUAAAUUAGAGGCUGAGUUAGCCAGUCGAGAGGCUGACGUUAAACAGUAUGAAGAUAAACAGCGAGGAAUGCAGGAGAGACUAGAUGCCUCAGAACAAAGGUUAUCACAAUCAUUAAGCAAAGCUGAAGCAUUACCAAGUGUAGAAGCUGAAUUAGCUGAUAGAAUGGCUGCACUCUCUCAGGCUGAAGAGAGGCAAGGAAACACAGAAGAAAAACUAAAGCAACUCAGGAAUGAAUUAGAAGAAUGUAAACAUGAACUAGAAAGGGCAAGAGAGAGGGAAAGAAUGAAUGAAGAACACAAUAAGAGAUUAUCAGCGACAGUAGAUAAACUAUUAACUGAAUCAAAUGAAAGAUUAAAGAUACAUCUCAAGGAAAGAAUGUCCGCUUUAGAUGAUAAGAAUGGGAUGACUCAGGAAUUGGACAAGAUCCGACGAUCAAUGGAUGAGAUUGAAAGAGAGAAGAGUAAAGUUGUUGAAGAGAGGGAUCGAUUGAGAAUAGAAAUCAAGUCUUUGAGAGAUGGAUUUGAUUCUGAUGGCUCAGCUAGAAAUAUAAGUAGCAGUACAACAUCCCAAGCGGUACCUGAUGUUGUGAUGGCCAAUGCUGCUAAACAGGGAAGAAGUGAGGAUGAAGUAAUACGGCGCCCUCAGAAGGGCCGCAUCGAAUCACUCAAAGGCAACGAUAGAAAGCAGGUUCACACGUUGAAUGAGCAGGAAUGGGAGAAGGCGGAGCAGGCCAAUGUCUUGGCAAACAUUGCCCAAGCUUUUGAGAGCGAGAGCUCUUCACCUGCUGGUGAUGAUAAUGCAGAUAUCUUCUCAGCGGUUGAUAUGUUGUCUCCUCAAGGUCAGACCGAUGCUCAGACGUUAGCAGCGAUGCUUCAGGAACAACUAGAUGCAAUCAAUAAUGAAAUCAAAUUAAUACAAGAGGAAAAAUUUAGCACGGAGCAGCGAGCGGAGGAGCUUGAGCAUCGGGUAGGAAGCGUUGAUAACAUUGAUAUAUAUGGGACUUCCCCGAGUCAUCGCUACUGGAAUCCAGAACCAAGGUCACUUACAAGGUCAUUGCCAGGAAGUAUGCUAAUGAUGACUACAGCAUCAGAUCAGGGUCCAUCACAACAACGUACAGGAGAUAAUAAAUCACCUCCUCAAAGCGCUGAUUCAACACCGGUCACUGUUAGACGAAUCCAUCAAGCUGAACCAGCAUCACCUCUUACCUCUCACUAUAAACAUAGUGCCAGCCAACCUCAUAUAUCCUCACUAGGGGGCGCUGUUUAUGGCGUACGGGAAAGAGGUUAUGAUAGCGAUGUGGAUGACAUAGCUUCAAGGCCCAAAUAUGUUCACAAUCGUUCUAUGUCCCUUUCUGAGUCGGAGCUGCAGUAUUGGCAAAAGAGCGAGGUCAUCUGGGAACCUAGAACACUCAAUUUCAAGCCAAUAACAAAGGAGAAGGAAACAGCGGAGGUGAGACCGAUCCGAUGCGAGCCAAGUCCACCCAUGUCACCAAGAUCACAACAGCUUGAGAAGAUGGCUGCAGCUAUAGCCGCUCAAGCUAGUCAAAAUGAACAAAGAAGCAGAAACUCAAUGGAAAGUAACAGCACACCCAGCCCCCAUAGCAGUGCUAAUAGUUCACAAGACUCGCUUAAUAAGAAUUUACAGAAGAAACAAGCUUCAGGUAUAAAGGGCUCCCUCGGUAGGAUUUUUGGAAAGAAAGAGAAGCCUGGGAGAAGAGGGAGAGAACAUCCUGAUAAAGCCCAUUUUCAAGACGAUUCAUCUUCCCAAGACUCAAUGUCAAUUGGAGUCGCUGGCCAGAGAGAGCAAGAUAGGAGAAAGAAAAAGAAACAUGAAUUAUUAGCAGAAGCAAUAAGAGCAGGAACCCCAUUUGCACUAUGGAACGGUCCUACUGUAGUUGCAUGGUUGGAACUCUGGGUAGGAAUGCCUGCAUGGUAUGUAGCAGCGUGUCGAGCAAAUGUGAAAAGUGGUGCCAUCAUGUCUGCACUCUCUGAUACAGAGAUACAAAGAGAAAUCGGUAUUAGUAAUCCACUUCACAGACUGAAAUUAAGACUAGCUAUUCAAGAAAUGGUCAGCCUUACAAGUCCGUCAGCUCCGCCCACAUCCCGGACAUCUGAUGAGAAUAUCAAUGAACCCCCGCCCCGCCCACCUUCUCCUCCCCCACCCCCUCCCCAUCCAAUUGAGCAGACUUUAGCAUUCGGUGAGAUGAAUCAUGAAUGGAUUGGAAAUGAUUGGUUGACCAGCAUUGGCUUGCCGCAAUACCGCUCAACGUUCAUGGAAUGUCUGGUAGAUGCAAGGAUGUUGGAUCAUCUGACCAAGAAAGACCUUAGAGGACAGCUUAAAAUGGUUGAUAGCUCCCAUAGGAAUAGCUUCCAGUACGGUAUACUAUGUCUGAAAAAAGUCAACUAUGAUAGGAAGGAAUUAGAAAAGAGGAGAGAAGAGAGUGCAGUAGAGGUUAAAGAUGUAUUAGUAUGGAGCAAUGAAAGAGUAAUAAAGUGGGUAUGUUCUAUUGGACUCAAAGAGUUUGCUCAAAACCUGAAGGAAAGUGGCGUACAUGGAUCCAUUGUUGCUCUGGAUGAAACAUUUGAUGUCAGUGCCCUCGCACUUGCGCUUCAGAUUCCAACACCAAACACGCAGGCACGAAGCACGUUAGAACAGGAGUUUAAUAAUCUACUUACUGUUGGCACAGAGAGGAGACUAGAGGAGGUAUGUAAUAUUCUUCAAUGAGAAUAUAGUUUUGUCAGCUUCAUGAUAAAAUUUGCUAAUAAUUUUCAUUGACUAAUAUGCUCUCAUCUAUUGGGGUGUAUAUCAGUGAACGUCCUGACCAAACUUGUUAUGAAACACUCCCUGGAAUCAUCAUGAGAAAAUGGUCCGUAUACAAACCCUUUUGAAAAUACCAUAACUGUUUAACAAGUCAGUUUUGAGCAAAACUUGUUGCUAAACCCACUGACUAACUUUUAUUUAUUUGUUGAGUAAAUGAGCACAUGUUAAAAGCAAAAGUGUUACUUCUCAAAGAUCUCUCUAGUAAUGAUGAGUGGUUCAGAUCAUAUUGUUAUAUUGGCAAAAAGAAAUUACUCUUGUCAUUUUAUAAACGUUAUAGUUCUUCAUUUCGCACAUUUCUCAGAGAAUCAAAGAGAUUUUACACACAAUUUAGUGAGUGCAGUUACCAAAUAAGUUUGCUCAAACUUGUCAUGGUAAAUAGUCAUUGUAUUUAUAGAAACAUAGGGAUUACUUUUUUGUAUUUAUAAAAAGUUUGAUUCAUACAAGCACAAUACUAUAUUCUUGGAGAAACAACAUCAACAAAGCAACUAACAGUUUGGAAACCCCUCAUUAACUUUUUGAUACCAUUAUAUUUACAUUUGAUAUUUAUAUGGCAUAACAUAAAUUAUCUAUUCACUUGUCUAUAUUCAUGCCUUAUUUGUCAUCUAUUUAAUGAUUGAAUCUAAUAUGCCCUAUUUAUUUUGAAAUGACUCAUCCCCCAUCCACAUGUAUUUCAUUUUCAGUGAUUUUGAUAACUAGAAUAACACUUUUAUUAUUAUGAUAUAGUUUUUGGCUGAACUUUCUGAUCCAUUCUUAAUCGCUUGUGAUUUUUGUUUUUUAGAUAGUUUUGUUUAUUUAUUUAUUUUUUUUGUUCUGUGUCCUGAUGCUAUACUGCAUGGGUAAGGAAAUUGAGCGUGAAUUAAAUGAGGUAAAUUUCAACCUGAUAGUCACUUGGUUUUAUGGAAGCAAAAAAGGUGGUGCCUCUCUCAGUGAGAGAAAACAUGGUAUUUUCUAAGAAAUUGCAUCUUAACUUCUUAAUUGUCAUUUAACCUCAAUUGUAUUUCAGAAUUUGCCAUUUAAUACUUCUUAUGAGAUCUUGAAAUAAAAGCUUAAUUGAUUAUAAUAUUAGCAGUUAUAUUGAAAUAACAGUGAUAGGAAUUAAAGCACCAAAUCUACUCUGUUAAGAGUGUGUGAAGCGCAUGUAAAGUAGUGAAUUUUCACAUACAGUAGGAGUUUUUAGAAGAUUUUGAGAGGAUUUGAUUUAUUUCAUUUGUGUUUGAUUGCAUCUCAUUUUACAAGUCACCAGUGAAAUGAUUAUAUAAGCAAAGGAAUCCACUCCCGCUCGCCCCCAAGAAAAAAAAAAUAGAAGACAAAAAUAGAUAAAUAAAUAAUGAAUGAAUUUUAAAAAAAUAAUGAAAUAAGUAAUAAAUAAAUAAAUGAAUAAAAAAUGGAUUAAAGAAUUAUUAUGAUACAAAUAAUAAUAGAUGAAUAAGUAAACAUUUUGGUUCUCAAUCAUCUUUUCUGUACUUCAAAUUUGCAAUACCUGGUUCUUGCUUCUAAUAAAGAUCAAUUUCAUAUCAGGGUUGAGUUUUCAUUUUAUUAGUGCAUGAUUCCGAUACAUCCACUUUGAUAUGAUCUGUAGUACAUUAUUGAUCAACAAAAUCAUGAAAAUGGAAUCUUAUUAGAUAAUAGUGCUUUUUUUAAAUUUUAUUUAGAAUUUUAUAUGGAAAUUCAUUAAUUUUGAUUACUGCAUAAUUUUUUUUGAGAUCGUAACUGAUUUUCACUAGCAAUAAUGACAACAGAUUAUCCGAUGCCUAGAAAAUUCACAUACAAUAACAUGCACAGAGGAGAACGGAAAAAAACUAAUCUUGUAAAACAAAAGAGAUUAAACAUUUUGUUUUGAAAUCUGUGACACAGAUGCUACGAUUUCCAGCUACAUCAUAACACACUUAAAACAAUUGUUUGACUGAAACAGUUUCUAGUUUAAUGACAACAUAUCAUAAUUGUUUGUCGGUAACGCAGACGCAAGUCCAACACCAGGAUGAACAUUUAUAUCAACAGUUAUCUAAUAAUACAACAACACACAUUAUAGGUCAAUUCAUUGUUUACUAUGAUGGUCAUAUGUGACCAGCCUAAACCAAAUCAAUAAUAAAUCUCCAGAGAAGGUUAUCUGAAAAUAACCAAUAAUGUAAUUUACUCUUCAAAAAUGAAUGACUAGAAAAUUAGCUUAUUAACCCUAUCUAGGCCGGGGUAUUUUGGGAGUUCAUAUGGCCGGGGGGGGGGGGGGGGGGGGCCUCCCAGGCCCCCUUGAGAUCUCGGCCA